GCAGGUUUUGAAUGUAGUGGAUCACUCAUAUCUCCUCGUCACGUUCUUACAGCUGCUCAUUGUGUGUUUGCCACAGAUGUCAAAACGGCAACUGAAGAAGAAUGUGGCAGAAGAAAUAGCAGUUUCCUUCGCAGAAUGCACACAGGCUGGAGCAUAUUUGUCGGUACGAGCUGCAGAGAUCCUCAAAUGUGCAAGAAGUUGUGGAUCAAGCCAGACAAGGUGAUUUAUCAUGAGAAGUUCGAUGAAUGCACUGGAUACAACGAUAUAGCGAUAUUUGAAUACAACGAUGACGUUCCCGAAUCCAUGGCUACACCGAUAUGUUUACCACGAGAACGCUUGAAGAUUUCUAGGUUACUAAAAGCAGCAGGAGCUGGAUUGUCG
Molecule: messenger RNA, 381 nt
Organism: Ostertagia ostertagi
Lineage: Eukaryota; Metazoa; Nematoda; Chromadorea; Rhabditida; Trichostrongylidae
Source: the annotation of a GenBank genome assembly